Messenger RNA from Kwoniella shivajii, 1545 nucleotides. RefSeq lists its product as uncharacterized. The transcript has 8 exons. The record is from RefSeq and is a predicted model, not a curated record. The coding region runs from base 1 to 1545 and encodes 514 amino acids. NCBI's taxonomy places the organism in Eukaryota, Fungi, Basidiomycota, Tremellomycetes, Tremellales, Cryptococcaceae.
AUGCUAGCCACGCCGCCGAGAUUACCUCCGACGUUGAUGCUUGAACAACAUGCUGAAACUCCCGGACCCACAAAAGCUAGAAUCAACCACUUACAAAGUCAAGUCAGUGAAUUAGUAAGGAAGAACCAAGGAUUAGAGAGAAAAUUGCUAGCUGAGAAGAGUAUUUGCUCCAGUACAAUCAAAGAUAAAUCAGAAGAGCUGGAUACCUAUAAGGUUCAAUUGAAGAACAGUCAAAAAGAAUUGGAACGAUGUAAAACUCAAGGUGAUGUGAUGAGGGAUGAGCUCAAUCUUCAUUCAAUGGUACAACAACAAAAGGCAUUGCUUGCGCUAGCUCAGGAACAGAUGCAAGUCGUCGAACUGGAACAGAGGUUGUUGCAUUCUGAAAAAGCUAGAAUUAUGAGGGAUCAUAAGAUCGCUUUGUUCCAAGCUAAAGAAGAAGAUCUUCUUGAUGAACUCCGAGAAAGAGAGGAGAGGCUUUCUGACUUAGAAACUGCUCUCUCCGAAGCGAAUACUUCGUUAGUUCAUCAAAAAGCUUCCAGCUCAUUGUCGUCCUCGUCAUCGACCGAAGAGCUUGUGAUCGCGCAGAAAGAACUAUCAAAGGCCAAAGCGGAAAUUACUUCUUUGGAAAGUAAAGUUGAUACUCUGGAAAACAAAGUGAAAUCCUCAAAGGAACGUGAGAAAGAAGCAAGAGGAGAAUUAGAUAAUUGGUUGAGAGACGAAAAGUCAAAAAUGGGUUCAUCUGAAAAAUCCCAAAAGGAUCUAACGAAUCAAUUAAGGAGUCUGAAGAAUCAAUUGGAAAAAAAGACUGAAGAAUUGGAAGAAACGAAAGAUGAAUUAGAAGAAACCAAACGGUCGUACAAGGACAGAGAGAAAGUUUUAAAAACUAAAAUUAGAGAAGCGAAUGGAGAAAGAGAUAACCUGUUAGGUGUAGAAGAGGAAUUACAAAGUCUGAAAGCGAAAUCUAAAGUAUCUAGCCCAAAGAAAGUAGUCAAAGAAAAAGUCAGAAAGGCAAGUCCGGUCCAGGAUGAUACAUCGGACGAAGAAGUUGUACCCAAGAAGAAAUCAAAGAAGGCUGAUUCUCCUGUUCGAGCGACAAAGCCCAGACCUAAAGCGAUAACCAUAACCCAACCUUCUUCGGAAUCGGAAUCAGAUUAUACAGCGACGAAAACCAAAUUGGCCUCUAAACCUCGUCCUAAAUCACCUGUGAAAACUAAGAAAGUCCCACUUGAAACUUCUGAUAUCGAUAACCAAGCCCCUACGUCUAAGCCUAAAUCGACAACUGGAACCAAGAAACUCGCAGAAGUCCUUGCACCUUCUCCUGAACCUGAAGCUGAGACAUUAGAUCCAUCUGGAGCAGUACCAAAGAAGAAGAAGAGAUUGCUCGGUGGUGUCAAAUCGGCAUUUGAAUGGGAUCCGAUCAUGGGAAGCGGGGACGGUGUGAUACCACUAGGAUUAAGUCCUAUGAAACCUAUCACCGGUAAAGCGGUAGGAACGAUUCCAAGAGCUGGAUUCUCAGCUACAAGUAGGUUGAACCGAUUAGGAUAA